AUGUUUAAUAGACCCGAGCAUUAUCCACCACAACACAUUAACCAACCUCACCAAGACCCAAAUUUAAAUCACCAACCUUUCAAUUAUUCACACCAGUAUAAUGGGUUGCCACCAAUAGGAAUGAUGAUGCAACUGAAUACUCACUACCAACCUCAAGCUCAACCACAGGUACCGCAACCGACGGCCAUACCUCAUAGUCAACUUCCUGUUCAUCUUCAACAACAACAACAACAGCAGCCACCAUUAGUACAACAACACCAUUACAUUCAUCAACAACCAGUAUUCCACCAAUCGAAUCAUAUGGUGACACAUGACCAUAAACCAAGUACCAGCUCCAGCCAUAAACGAGGACCAUGGUCACGCGAGGAAGAUGAAAAAUUGCUUGAGCUAAUUAAGAUUCAUGGUGCUUCAAAUUGGGUUAAGAUAUCCAGCAGCCUCGAGACCCGUACUGCCAAGCAAUGUCGUGAAAGGUAUCACCAGAAUUUGAAGCCAUCUUUAAAUAGAUCUCCAAUUACACCAGAAGAAGGUGCCAAGAUCGAGAGAUUGGUUGCCAUUCAUGGUAAGAAAUGGGCUGAGAUUUCUCGUCAUUUAGAAGGUCGUUCCGAUAAUGCCAUUAAAAAUUGGUGGAAUGGUGGUGCUAAUAGAAGAAGAAGAGCAAGCUUGGCCACUACAACUCUGAGCAUCAAUGGGAAUAAUUCCAUUGCGGAAGAACUUCAGAGAAAGUCUCCAACCCCGGAAACUGCUACUAUCAAUUCCGAAGCUGAAAUGACCAAUAAACAAGAUUCUACUUAUAGUAAGUCUAUCUUACCACAGCCACAGCCACAACCACAGCCACUGCAGUCAAUUACUAAUUAUCCACCUGCAAGCGCCCCUGUUCAACCCCAACCAUUCCAACAUGCACAACCACAGAGAUUGCCUAGUUUCCAUCAACUACCCCAGAUUGCAUUCAAAACGUCCAUGUUUGGUAAGGACAAUGAGAAAAGCACACUUCCAAGUUUAUCUAAAUCGUUACAUCCAAGCUCUUUGUCGUCAUCAACUCCACCACCACCGGAAAACCAUCAAGCUGCUGCUGGCAGUUCACCUCUAAAAUCAAUCAGUCAUAGGUCAGCCAGCUUUGACAUCAAUUCCAAUAUCUUGCCACCUAUUUCUCAAUCUAACAAGAGAAGAUUGAUUGACGACCAAUUUGGUCGUAGACAUUCAAGUGUUUCCUCAACAAUUUUCCAUAAUCAAAAGAAUGUAUCUCACCCUAAUUUACUUCUUGUUCAUUCUGCUCGUACUUCUGUUAGUGGACCUAGCGGAAGCAAUUAUGGAACCGGGUCCCCUUCAUACAACGGAUCCCCUUUACUGAUGAGCACAGCGGCAUCAAGAAACAAUUCCAUCACUCAUUUUGAACUUAUCAAUAACUCAACUAUACCUUCAAGAAGAUCAAGCACCUUCAAUUCUGAUUUAUUCCCUAAUCCAUUAGCCAAAGAAAACAACAAUGGCAACGACAAUCAUAAACGACGCGAGUCGCAAAACUCGUCUUUCAAUUCUCCAAUGUUGACACCACUGACAAGGUUUUCUGUGUCUUCCAUGACGUCUGUACAUAAUUCAACUAUACAUAAUUACAAUUCGUCGUCAGUGACAUCUCCUACUACUUCAUUCAAGAAUGCAUAUUCAGCUAGUAGCACAUCGAUAAAUUUACCAGUAGAGGAAGAGGAACCAGAAACUGGUGCUGAUAAGCAGAAAAUCAAUGAACCAAGCAAAGAUGAAGUCACAGCUGAACAAAAUGGUGAUGAAAAAGUAGGCAAAAAGAGAAUGGCAGUUUCUUCAUUACUUGAUUAA
Molecule: messenger RNA, 1824 nt
Organism: Candida albicans SC5314
Lineage: Eukaryota; Fungi; Ascomycota; Pichiomycetes; Serinales; Debaryomycetaceae
Exons: 1
Coding region: 1-1824 (607 amino acids)
Biological process (GO): mitotic cell cycle; positive regulation of transcription by RNA polymerase II
Cellular component (GO): nucleus
Molecular function (GO): DNA-binding transcription factor activity, RNA polymerase II-specific; RNA polymerase II cis-regulatory region sequence-specific DNA binding
Source: RefSeq, a predicted model, not a curated record